GAGCGGAGGACUGUAGUGGGAUACAAAGUAAUCCUUAGGUCGCUGGUUCGAAUCCGGCUCGAAGGACUCUCUUUUGAUAAGUAUUCCAGUGUCUGGAAAUGACCGCAAAAUAUAACAGAACGUAUAGCGAUAUAGUAUCUGUAAGGAACGUAUAACGAUGCGACGAAUGAGUAGACACAUUACGUUCUUUUUUGGUAAAUGUUUACGGGUCUUUACAAAAAAAACUUCGAGUUCGUGUAUGUGUUGUCGGGGGAUUAGCUCAAAUGGUAGAGCGCUCGCUUAGCAUGCGAGAGGUAGCGGGAUCGAUGCCCGCAUCCUCCAUUAUUUACUUUGUUUACCCUAGUGGAUGCGCUGCUAUUUACAGUAACACGUUGGCUUUGCGCAAACAAACCAUCUACAACGAAACCCUUAAUAAAUGCUACUGCGUGCUGCCUGCAUGUUAAGCGAGAAAAGCUCAACUAAACCAGCCAACCGGAAAGAACUUUGCUUUUACGUGAGCAAACCAUGAGCCAAUCAACGCACGAGUUGUUGUCGUUCCGCGGAGACGGGGGUCGAUGGGUUUGUUUGGGUUUAAAGAGCUGGCUGUUGGUCGGGAAAUGGGACGCACAUGAAAUAUGAAAACAUUACAGUAAUAAACACAUUCCUUAAAGAAAACCCUGGCAAUUUAUGCACUUACUCUGUCUGUGUAAUCGGAGCUGUCGUGUGGGAGCACCAGUGCCUUCAACAAGGAAAGAACGAUUUUUGCAUUCAUUAUUUGCAAGUGUCACUGUUAAAUAUGCAUCACCUCAGGGAAUUCAGAAGACCAAUACACGACUUCAAUCCUGCAUCACUGUCUGGAUUGGUUUGACCUUCUUCAUGAGGGACAGGGCAAGAAAUUUGGGCGAUCCUUCAGGCUCGGAGUACAAUUAUGGAGUUCCGCUUCGGAAAUGUGAUUUUCAGCUCCAAGUUCGAUUCGGGUAAUUUGGGACGGGUUGAGAAAGUGGACCGCUCUGAGCCGGAGGGGGAAUCUCAAUUAACGGGGACCGGGAUAGCCGUACCCGGGGUCCUGGCUGGGGGUGCUCCCAACCCGGACUAUGAGUUCAACGUUUGGACUAAACCCGAUUGCGCCGACACCGAGUUCGAAAAUGGGAACAGGUCCUGGUUCUAUUUUAGUGUCCGUGGCGCAGUCCCGGGAAAGGUUAUUAAAAUCAAUGUGAUGAACAUGAACAAGCAGAGCAAGCUGUACUCGCAGGGCAUGGCGCCGUUCGUGAAGACGUUGCCCAUGAAGACGCGCUGGGAGCGGUUGCGCGACAGACCGACAUUUGAGAUGGUGGAGAACCAGUUCAUUCUGUCUUUCCAUCACCGAUUGCUGGAGGCACGGGGGACCACAACGUACUUCGCCUUCUGCUACCCGUUCUCCUAUGCCGAAAGCCAGGACAUGCUACAGCAGCUGGAUCAGAAAUUUGUCAACACUAUGCACCUCAGUCCGAACAGUCCCUUAGACUCCGUGUACUACCACCGGGAGGCGCUGUGCCUGUCGCUGGACGGCCGCCGCGUCGACCUCGUCACCGUCACCUCCUGCCACGGGAUGCUGGAGGAGAGGGAGCCGCGGCUCGAUAGGCUGUUCCCUGAAAGCCACGCCCCCCGGCCUCACCGAUUCGCCGGGAAGCGGGUGUUUUUCCUGAGCAGCCGGGUGCACCCGGGCGAGACCCCCUCCAGCUUCGUCUUCAACGGCUUCCUGAACUUCAUCCUGAAGCAGGACGACCCCCGCGCCCAGAUGCUACGCAGGAUGUUCGUCUUCAAGCUCAUCCCCAUGCUCAACCCCGACGGGGUCGUCCGGGGUCACUACAGAACGGACUCCAGAGGGGUCAACCUCAACCGGCAGUACCUGAACCCCAGCUGGGAGCUCCACCCCUCCAUCUACGGUGCCAAAGCUGUGAUCCUGUACCACCACCUGCACAACCGCGUGGGGCCCGACGCGCCCGACUGGAGGACCUUCGCCUCGUCCCCGUCCUCCAACCCGCUGAGCACACGAUCUUCCAACCAUUCCAACACGGGUGGGCGGAGCCCGCCCCAGGCCCUGCCCCCGCCUGCCGCGCCCCGCCCCUCCGCCGCCGAGCGCAGCCGCAACCUGCGCAACAGCGAGGAGCUCGGCGAGGGUGACCUCCUCCCGCUCCUCGGCUGCCCCGGCGCCCCCGAGAUCGCCAUGGUGACGGAGGAGAACGGGGGCCGGCCCUGGGGCGUGGAGGCGGAGCCCCAGAAGGGGGUGGAGCCGGACUGUGACGGGGAGGGCGAGGGCGAGGGGGAGGGACCCUGCGACCAUAACGAGGCGCCGCACGCCUUCAAGGCGGCCACGCCCCCAGAGGCCCCGCCCAACCCCGCCGCCGCUGCCGCUGCUGCCGAGGACGUCCCCCCGCAGGAGAGCGGCGUGGCGUUCUACGUGGACCUCCACGGCCACGCCUCCAAGCGCGGCUGCUUCAUGUACGGGAACAACCUGUCGGAGGAGAACGAGCAGGUGGAGAACCUGCUGUACCCGAAGCUGAUCUCCCUCAACUCGGCGCACUUCGACUUCAUGGGCUGCAACUUCUCCGAGAAGAACAUGUACGCCAAAGACAAACGGGACGGUCAGUCCAAGGAGGGCAGCGGCCGCGUCGCCAUCCACAAAGCCAUCGGGCUCAUCCACAGCUACACGCUGGAGUGCAACUACAACACGGGACGCUGUGUGAACACCAUCCCCCCCGCCUGCCAUGACAACGGCAGGGCCACCCCGCCCCCUCCCCCGGCCUUCCCCCCCAAGUACACGCCUGAGAUCUACGAGCAGGUGGGCAGGGCGGUUGCCGUGGCAGCGCUGGACAUGGCGGAGAGCAACCCGUGGCCCCGCCUCGUCCUGUCGGAGCACAGCUGCCUGGCGAACGUGCGCGCCUGGAUGCUCAGGCACGUGCGGAACAGCCGCAGCGUCUCCAACGGCGGCAGCAAGAAGAGCAGCGGCAGGGCGCCGCCCAAAGGGCUCGGCACGGGCCUGACCACCUCGGCUUCGGAGAACGCCCUCAGCCGCAUCCGUGGCAACGGCACCGGCACCGUCGGCAACGGCGGGCAGCAGGUCUCCCCCCCCCAGCUGAAGAGCUCCCCCAGCUUCACCUUCGGCUGCAGCCAGCCCCCCCGCGCCUCCGGACCGCCCCCCAGAGCCCUGGGUCCCGUGCGAGAGUCAAAAGCUCAGGAGAAGAGGCGGUCCCUCCAGCGCUCAGUGCGAACUGCCGCCAGCAACCCCAGCCUCCACCACCCGGCCCCCGCCCCGGCCCCCUCCCCCGCCCCGUGCCCCGCCCUCCUCCCCCUCUCCCCGUCCUCCACCACCUCGUCCUCCUCCUCUUCCUCGGCGGCCGCGGGGACGCCCCGGGCCGGGCCGGCGGCCCUGGGGCCCUGCGCCAUCCCCGCGUCCUUCAGCAUGGCAGGAUACAGCUGCCAGAAUUCUCACAAUGGCUUGCAAAACAAAGACUUUCCUGUACGGAAUGGGAGACCUGGGAAAUGUAGUUCCAAGCUUCCGGAGUCCCCGAGUCCUCUGCAGAAUUCUGUGAAAGAAGGAACCUUCAGUUUUCUGACGUCCGUGGAAUAUUCCAGGUCUGAGCUGCAGCGGCGGCCGAGCCGGAUCCCGGUGAGCAAGGCGGGGCCGGCGGCCGCGGAGAAGAGGCUGGCGCGCUCGGUCAGCCUGGCGGAGGGCGCCUCCAUGAGGGUGUGGAAGCUCAUCAAGCCGGGCAUCGGGCGGAAGCUCUCGCUGGCCGGCGCUUCAAAGAAGGAAGACUCUGCCCUGCAGCCUACCUCCAGGUCACUACUGAAGAAAACGGGCAGGAGCUUGCUCUACCUGGUCAGCACUGACACAGAGGCCAAGAAUGCCCCCCAACAGGAGAGCCCCCUGGUGGCCAACCCCUUGGUGUCUGAGCCUAUACCCGUGUGCGGAAAGGUACCACUCUGUGGUGAGGCGUGACGGGACCGAAAAUCACGCCAGGCCCCCGCCCCCCCCGCCACCCGUCAGUCUCUAACACGGGUGUGUCAGAAUCCAGAAUCCUGCCGGUUCUCAGCGCACUUCUGCGCCAGGGAUUCGCUGAAGUCGUCGGAUCCGCACACCUCGUUGUCGAGGCCUGGAAUCAGGGCUGCCUGUUCCUGGAGAUCUACCAUCCUGUCGGUUUUCACUUCAGCCCUGAUGUAACACACCUCACUCAUCAGCGAGAGAUCUCGCUGAGCUGCCAAGUGGUAGAAUCGGACGUGCCAAAUUACGGUCGGAAUGAAAACCUGCAGGAAGGUAGAUCUCCAGGAACAGGGUUGGGCAGCCAUGCCUUAAAUGGCCAGUGUUUGAAAGGAAGGAACAAAUACCUGCAACCCUCUGGCAGUGUAACCCCUGGGGCCUCUUUCACAAAGCAGGGAUUAGUGAGUUAGCCGGAUAACUGCGCUGAGUAAAACCCAGAACAGCUGUUUUCACUUGAGUCCAUGUUCCAGAUUUGAGAUGGUUCCAGGUUUUACUCUGUGCAGUUAUCCUGCUAACUCAGUAAUCCUGCUUUGUGAUACAGGCUCCAGGUCCAAGGCAACACACUGUCCAAGAGACUGCAUCCGUUACUGUGGAGACAGUAAUUACCCGUCCAGGUAAUUUGGGUGGCGAAUGAUACAAAUGAUUUGCACAAGAUUUUUUUUUACAGUUAUAUCUGCACCUUUUUAUCUCCCUGUCAAAAUGGGCUCCAUUUGCUAUUAAUUUUACAAAUUUUAAAAGGCAGUGCUGUUUGGGCAGUGAUCUGGUGCAGCUCUGGACCAAAUCUGGCCUUUAUGUAUGUAGCAUUUCGGCAACAUUCCAACAAAAUGUUAUUUUUAACACUGUGUCUCAUUUUGAUUUUUGUGUUGUGUCACCUUUAUAUUGCAAAUACGGAAUUGCUGCAGAAUUGAAUUUUUUGCUCUGUGUGUUUAUAUAGUCUCCUGGUACAGUAGACUUGUAAAAAAUGCCCCAAACCAGGGACUGUUUCAAGGCUUUUCCUAAAUGAACAUAGUUACCAUUUUAAAGCCCUGAAGUGAAGAAGCUGUGAACCUUUUAAGCAACACUCUAAACCGUUUAAAUGUGAAUGUGUUCUGUAUUUACAUUUUUUUUUAAAGGCCAGAUGGUUGUUGGUAACUUAAGCGUUGAAAACAUGGGUUUUAUGAAAAACAGGACCAAUUCAAUGUGAAAAUUUGCACUCUCUCGAAAAAGCUUCAAUGCACAUUGUAACCUGUCAUAUCAGAACAGGGCCAUUGAGAAAUUAUGUGUAUGUAUUUUUAAAAAUCAAUAAACAAAUACAAAUGUG
Anguilla rostrata (American eel) is the source of this 5297-nucleotide messenger RNA. RefSeq names its product AGBL carboxypeptidase 5 (gene agbl5). The coding region runs from base 908 to 3958 and encodes 1016 amino acids. The transcript is spliced from 18 exons. The record is from RefSeq and is a predicted model, not a curated record. Gene Ontology annotation, biological process: proteolysis; protein deglutamylation. Lineage: Eukaryota; Metazoa; Chordata; Actinopteri; Anguilliformes; Anguillidae. Gene Ontology annotation, molecular function: zinc ion binding; metallocarboxypeptidase activity.